AUGGAGUUCAAAGAUCUAGAUCCUAGACUUUCUCGUGCUUUAUCAAAACUCAACUUUCAUAAGCCAACUUUAAUUCAAGCAAAAGCCAUCCCGUUGGCGUUGGCGGGAAAAGAUAUUUUGGCGCGGGCCCGUACCGGAAGCGGAAAAACUGCUGCUUAUUGUCUACCUAUAGUUCAAAAGAUCUUGGUUAACAAAGAAGCUUUACCAGAAUCUUCUUCAGAACGUAUCACAACGCGUUCAAUCAUCUUAGUCCCUACUCGAGAACUUGCUGUUCAAAUAACGAAAUUCUUGAGUGAUUUAUUAAUAUAUUGCUCAAAGGAUGUGAAAGUCGCCAACCUGGCUGGUAACAUUCCUGUGCAAUUACAAAAGUCAAUAUUACUAGAAAAGCCGGAUAUAAUUGUCGCAACACCGAGUCGUGCAUUAGCACAUCUCGAAUCACAAUCUUUAAUCGUUUACAAUAGUCUAGAGUCACUUGUUAUCGAUGAAGCAGAUCUUAUUCUCUCAUAUGGUUAUGAAGAAGAUCUUCAAAAGAUUUUGACAUAUCUUCCAAAAAUAUUUCAAAGCUUAUUGAUGAGUGCAACACUGACGAAGGAUGUUGAAAAUUUAAAACAACUUUUAUUACGAAAUCCGGCUAUUCUAACGCUACAUGAGGAAAAGGAAGACAAUCUAUUAACACAAUACGCCGUGAGAUGUUCGGAAAUGGAUAAGUUUCUUUUGAUAUAUGUUAUAUUGAAACUUCGGUUAAUUCAUGGAAAAUGCAUAAUAUUUGUUAAUGACAUUGAUCGAUGUUAUCGACUGAAAUUAUUUUUAGAACAAUUCUCAAUAAAAAGUUGUGUUUUGAAUUCAGAAUUACCCUUAAAUUCUAGAUAUCAUAUAGUACAGGAAUUUAAUAAGGGGGUUUAUGAUUAUAUUAUUGCAACAGAUGAAGGAGAUUUUAAAAAUUCAGAAUCAAAUGUGGAUGAAGAAGUUCAAACGAGUAAAAAAUCAACAUCUGAAAAUAAAAGCAAGAAAAAAUUGCGAUUACAAAAGAAAGAUAAAGAAUAUGGAGUAUCUCGUGGUGUUGAUUUUAUAAAUGUGGCAGCAGUUAUUAAUUUUGAUUUUCCAACUUCAGCAAAAUCUUAUACUCAUAGGGUAGGGCGUACUGCUCGAGCUAAUCAGAGAGGAAUGAGUUUAAGUUUUGUUGUUCCCAAAGAACUUGUCGGACAGAACAAGAAUGUUACGUGUUCAACAGCAAAACAGGAUGAAAAAAUUUAUUCUCGUGUAGAGAAAAAACAAUCUCUUACAAAUUCUGUAAUAAAACCUUAUUCAUUUGAAAUGAAGCAAUUAGAGGGAUUUCGUUAUCGUGUGGAAGAUGCAUUGAGGGCGGUUACACGUAUUGCUGUUAAAGAAGCACGGUUGAAGGAUGUUAAAUCAGAAAUAUUGAAUUCUGAAAAAUUAAAGGCGCAUUUUGAGGAUAAUCCUAAUGAUUUAAAAAUUUUGCGUCAUGAUACUACAAUUCAUCCGGCAAGAGUUCAACAACACAUGAAACAUAUACCUUCUUAUUUAAUGCCAAAAAUUGCACCACCUUCUGGCGUUAGUUCUACACAAGAGGAUAACGAAGAUUUAGGGUCUAUCCCUUUUCGUAAGAAUCCACCAAAACGAUUAUCCAAGAAUCGCCAUAAGAAACGCAAAAAUGAUCCUUUAAAAACUUUUAGAAUUAGUGAUACCUUUUCAACUAAUAAAAGACAGAGGAAGAAAUGA
Molecule: messenger RNA, 1740 nt
Organism: Rhizophagus irregularis DAOM 181602=DAOM 197198
Lineage: Eukaryota; Fungi; Glomeromycota; Glomeromycetes; Glomerales; Glomeraceae
Source: RefSeq, a predicted model, not a curated record